UUUGCUUCCUUCACGUUGAGAAACUCUUAAAACGUUCACCUCGCUCACGCUUUUACGGAAGACCUUGGAGUGACGUGACGUCAGGAGAGGGAGAGGUGGGGGCGCGCUGCCUCCAGAGACUAUGCUGUGUCCCCCGGGACGCACCGGUGCCUCCUCCAAUCCCAGCGUGCACCUUGCUUUGGCAGCCUGCCCGGGUCACGGCAGCUGCCGAGUGUCGUGAUGCAUGUGUGUGUGUGUGUGUGUGUGUGUGUGUGCGCGCGCGCGCGCGCGCCCAGCACGCUGCCUGAGGUCCGCACGCGGUAUUCCCCGCAGUUCUGGAAAAACCAGUCCGCAGCCAAUGCCUUCCAGUAGAUACAAAGAGAAAUCCUGACAGAGAAGGGAGAGAAGUCCUGGAGACAGCCGGGGACGGCCACAUCUCAGUGGGGGUGUGUCGGUGCUACCGAGCUGGACGUUUAAGAACGACUAAGCAUCAUCAGUUGGUUUGUCCGGACCUUCAAGUACGUAUUCGGCCUUCGCUUUGACAUAAAGGGCCGCCAGAAGUUGGAGGUGGACCACCCGUGUGUCAUCAUUUCUAACCACCAGAGCAUCCUGGACAUGAUGGGCCUUAUGGAGGCCCUACCCAAGCGCUGCGUGCAGAUUGCCAAGCGGGAGCUGCUCUUCAUGGGGCCUGUGGGCCUGAUCAUGUACCUCGGGGGUGUCUUCUUCAUCAACCGGCAGCGCUCCAGGACCGCCAUGACCGUGAUGGCCGACGUGGGCGAGCGCAUGGUCAGGGAGAAUCUCAAGGUGUGGGUCUACCCUGAGGGCACGAGGAACGACAACGGGGACCUGCUACCUUUCAAGAAGGGUGCCUUCUACCUGGCGAUCCAGGCCCAGGUGCCUAUCAUCCCCGUGGUUUACUCCAGCUUCUCCUCCUUCUACAACUACAAGACGAAGUUCUUCACCUCAGGAACGAUCAGGGUGGAGGUGCUGGAUGCCAUCCCCACCAGUGGCCUCACCGUCGCUGAUGUCCCCAAGCUUAUGGAUAGCUGCCACCAGGCCAUGAGGACCACCUUCCUCCGCAUCUCCAAGACACCCCAGGAGAACGGGGCCACCGCAGGGCCUGGUUCCCAGCCCGCCCAGUAGCCGAAGCGGGGCAGGACCUGGGGGCAGGACGGGGCCGACCGGGGGCAGGGCCUGACUGGAGAAUGGACCGAGGGACCUCCUCCCCUGCCCCAGCUGCUAAACGUCACUGUGUCCUGCUCCUACGUGGUUCUCCCCGCUUUGGUUUCGCCCCGGAUGCAGGCCACUGCUUCCUGUCACGGGCCUCGGAUCCAGGCCUCCGAUGUCCCCCAGGAGAGUCAGCUGGACCCUCCUCACGGAGCCCACCCUUGGGCCUCCCGGAUCUGGGAGCAGGCCUGGGCCCAGACGGGCUGGCGGCCUCGGGGUGGAUGGCCGGCGCUGAGACACUUUACCCUCCUGCCUGGGCCCGCGGGGUGCAGAAGCGGGGUGCAGGGCGGGCCCUCCGGGAGAAACGGGACUCUAGGUGGGGGCCAGACACCGGGUCCUGUGCAACCGGGGCCUCGGAGAGCCAGAAAGCAGAGGUCCUUGCUCCGCUGGCCUCGGGGAGCAGGGCGGCCGCCCGGGCACCGCUUUCCGUUGUUUUUUAUAAAGGAACUCUCUGGAGUG
Molecule: messenger RNA, 1665 nt
Organism: Herpailurus yagouaroundi (jaguarundi)
Lineage: Eukaryota; Metazoa; Chordata; Mammalia; Carnivora; Felidae
Gene: AGPAT2
Product: 1-acylglycerol-3-phosphate O-acyltransferase 2
Exons: 6
Coding region: 595-1122 (175 amino acids)
Biological process (GO): phosphatidic acid biosynthetic process
Cellular component (GO): membrane; endoplasmic reticulum
Molecular function (GO): 1-acylglycerol-3-phosphate O-acyltransferase activity
Source: RefSeq, a predicted model, not a curated record